ACCGUACCCGUGUCACCAGAGGAAACCCGCGCCGCUCUCGCCCAGCGCCGCUUUCCAGUCGGCAAGAUGGAGCAGGCCAUCAAGCAGAUCGCCGACGACUUCGGGCAGCCCGUCGAGGAGCUGCUCUCGGUCGUGCUGGACAACAUGUGCCAGUCGCAGAACGUCGUCGGCCUGGACGGCCUCGCCGCGUGCGAGGAACUCUCUGUCCAGGGAUGCGGCAUCGCUUCCCUCGACAACUUCCCGAACCUGCAGGCCCUCCGCAAGCUCCUCCUCGCGGACAACCGCAUCGGCGGCGGCCUGGAGAACCUCGCCAAGCUCACCAACCUCGAGGAGCUGAGCAUCGGCGGCAACAAGAUUGCGUCGCUCGACGAGCUCAAGCCCCUCGAGGGACUCAAGCUCACCGCCAUCGACCUCGAGGGCUGCCCGUGCGCCGACGGCUCCGACACCUACCGACAUGCCCUCUUCGCCAUGUUUCCCACGCUCAUCUUCCUCGACGGCACGGACGUCGACGGGAACGAGCGACUCAUCGACGACGACGACGACGAGGACGACGAGGACGAGGACGAGGAGGAGGACUUCGACGACGACGACGACGAGGACGAGGACGAUUUCGACGAAGACGAGGACGACGAGGACGACGACGAGGACGAGGACGAUCAGGUCGCCCGUCUCAGCGCCGGCAUCGACGAUUUCGACGAAGAUGACGACGAAGAAGAUGACGACGAUGAGGACGACGACGACGACCUCGGCACCGCCAACCUCGUCGGGCCCCCGAUGGACGACGACGAGGACGAGGACGACUUCGAAGGCGGCGAGGACCCCGAGAGCGAAGACUUCGACGACGAGGAGGAUGACGACGACGAAGACGAAGAGGAGGCGCCGGCGAAGAAGGCGCGCGUCGACUGAGGACGCGGCGCCCGGAGGGUUCGACUUUGAAUCGAUGAAGAAUCCGCCGCGCGCGGCUCGGGAUCGACCCCGAGCCCACACGACGCGAGACCGAAGGGAGCGGACCGCGCGGGCGCCCUCCGCGGGCGACGUCAUCGUCGCGGCGUCGCUGAAGAUCGCCGCGUCCGUAUUUGUUUUGUUGAUAAGAUGCGAGGAGCGCCGUUGUU
Messenger RNA from Micromonas commoda, 1112 nucleotides. RefSeq lists its product with no specific name. Gene Ontology annotation, molecular function: histone binding. The transcript has 2 exons. Lineage: Eukaryota; Viridiplantae; Chlorophyta; Mamiellophyceae; Mamiellales; Mamiellaceae. The record is from RefSeq and is a predicted model, not a curated record. Bases 67 to 906 code for a protein of 279 amino acids. Gene Ontology annotation, cellular component: nucleus.